This is a messenger RNA of Macrobrachium nipponense, 4372 nucleotides long. Its product is annotated as protein unc-13 homolog D-like. NCBI's taxonomy places the organism in Eukaryota, Metazoa, Arthropoda, Malacostraca, Decapoda, Palaemonidae. The transcript is spliced from 22 exons. The record is from RefSeq and is a predicted model, not a curated record. The coding region runs from base 711 to 3857 and encodes 1048 amino acids. Gene Ontology annotation, cellular component: secretory vesicle.
UCAUUGCACGCCUCAGGGACUGAGGAGGUCUGGGUUAAACCGCGGAGUUAGUCUUUGUGUCAUAGUCGUGAGGUGUCUCCAAUCUGCAGUCGUGUGAGUUAGUGUUGCCAGAGAGAGCCAUCGACAUUUUUGUUCGGAGUCUGGUAUAUUUGCAAAGGCGUUUGGGCAUGUGGAUCAUGCCUUUGUUUUCGCAUAAGUUCAGACAUCUUACUUUCCAAUUCUCCCGAACAGUUUUGGUGGAGACAGUGAAUUAAGUUAGAUUUAUAUCGUGAAAGUACAUCCUUAAUCUAUCAUUAUAAACAUACAUAGAAUAGAGGUGACUUUUCGUAAGUCGAACAAAGAUAAUCCCGAAUACGACUCAUAGACAAAAAAAAAAAAAAAAAAUAAUAAUGAAAAAUCAGUAAAUAAAAUAUGAAAAACAUUUAUUGCCAGCUCUAGCAUCAUAUUAUUUCGAACUUACUCUGUGUGCCAUAAAGGGCCAGCCAAUGAAAUUGUAGGCUGGAAAAAAAAAAUUGAAAAAACUAAUUUCUUUCUGUUUCGUUACUCUACCUCCGUGUCUUAACUCGCCUUCAGAUUAUUCCACUGAAGCUGACCUCGACCCGGAAGAGCAGAAAAGAAGUAUUUUCUACAUAUCACAGGCUGCGGAUAACGCCCACCAGUUGACAGAAGCCGUUCUGAAUGUUUCAGAGCCUAAGCCACCGUCACCCGUCAUGGAGUAUGAGAACGAGACGACACUUUCUGACGUCAUCUACGCUCUCGUAUCGCUGAUGGAGAAGAAUAUCCAAUGGGUCGUACCCAGAAGCAUGACCAACGCAGGGAACAGCCCCUGUUAUGACGCUGAACAGCCCAAGGAAAUUGAUGCCAGCGUCGUCACACUCGACGAGAUACUGGAGACCAUAGGCGAAGCUUUCAACAAGGACAAGGAUUCUAUCUUGAAACUCAAAGAAGAGGCGCAGCAAAGAAAGCUCGCUAAACUCCGUCUGAAUCUAACAAUAGGAGAAGCAGACAUUCAAACUCAGAGCGAUGCCAAAGAACCAACGAACAGCUUCAUUCGAAUAAAAAAGGGGCCAAAAUUCAUGGAGGAAUUUGAAACCCCACUUCGGCGGGGAACACGACAUCCGAGAUGGAAAUACUCCCUUGAGACGCACUUCACGGACCUAAGCAGUGACAAAAUACAUCUCGAAUUGUGGCACGAAAAGGAAGAAGAAAAGAAGAAGAAAAAGAGACAUUUCAUCAAAGGAAAUCUACCGGAGGGACCAAAACAUAUUCUACUCGCUGAGCUAGUCCUUAAAGCAAAGGACAUCUUAGGGCAGGGAAUCACCGGCUGGUACGACAUGGAGAACCGUUUCGGGGAGGACAUGAAGGCGCCUACGAGAGUCCGCCUCUCGGGGCAUAUAUCCUGCACCAGUGACGUGGAAUGCGACGCCCUUGAAAACUAUGAGAUCCUGCUGAAGUGCCUCCUUGAUCAUGAGAAGAAAAAGUCCCCACAGGAAAGGAAGAAUGGCCCAUGCAGCAAAUUUGACGAGGAUCUGGUCUUAGGAGCAAGUGCCAAAGCAGCACUUCGGCAGUUCGCCUUGGUCCACAAUCUGAGCCCAGCUAGUCAGUGCCUGUCAUGGUGGACGAACGUUACAAUUCUGCUGUCCCCACUAGACUGGCAGCUAUUACUCACACAAUUUAAUUGCAUUAAAUCUUCGCUGGUUGUCGGCGCCUAUUCACUAACAGAACAAGAGCGCCUCAGUCAGUCAGUUUCUGAUGUUAUUGACAGAUGCAUUGCUUGCGUAAAAUAUCUGAAGGAGUGUUUUCCAGCAGCUCAAACUGAACAGUCUAAAUCCCAGUUGGCAUUUAUGUUACAGACAAUGAAGAGUAUACAGACUCACCCAAUGAUCAGAAGUUUACUCAUGGAAGAGAACAACUUCUGUCUACGUAGUGUUAUUAAGGCGGCUCUCUUAGGCUUCUCUAAGCAGUGGUGGAACAAACUGCAGGAUACGUCGGGUCCACAACGUUCAGAAAGCAUAAGCGAUCAGCUGCAGUCGACGCUUGUACUCACAGAUGAAGUUUUUAAUUUACUUCAAAGCUUGUGUGAAUUUUAUGACGACAUUUUUAUGCAAGAAUAUGACAUCUGCUGCUUGAAGGCCUGUUAUCCAGUAAUUGUGAAAGAACUGAUUGAAGCCGUCGAGCCUGUUAUUACGGAAUCUUGUCAACUUAUACCGAAAACAGUGGAGGAAAUCGACGAGGACGGAGUUACAAUGGAUUUCCUUAUUGGUUCCACUUUAAUGAAAAUCUACAAAAACCUUGGACGCAUCUGGCUCCUGAGAUGUCCACACUUAUCGUCGGCAAUAGUCGAGGAAACUGGAAUUCAGAUCUUCAGCUCCUUCUUCGAGGAGGGAAUAGAGAGCCAACUCUUUCUGACACAAGACAGAGAAAACAGAUGCAUUGAUGAGGUUGUCCUUAACGACACUCUAAAGCCCGUGGGCCCUGGUUUCCACUUCAGCGAAUCUUUAAAGGAAGCCAAAGCUAUUCCACACAGAUUUAAAAUUUGGUGGUUUGAGCUGGUAUGGCCAGAUCAGGAAGAUAGAGCUGUGUUUUUGUUGAAAGUUCUGCGAAGCCUUUUCUUUCUAAGUAUUUCUUAUUGCCAGUCGCUUUCUAAGAAGAUUGACCACAUACUCCAGGAAAGUGGCGAGGAUUCUAAAGAGAUUGCCAAUGAAAAGAUCUGUGUCGUCAUCACCAACAUGGCCACCAUAAUGCAGGACUUGAAGGAUUACCAUAAUAUAUUAGGGUACAAUUUCCUCGACUCUGAAACGAGAGAAAAGCACAACACGGAAAUUGAAGCGAUGGUGAGCAUAUCGACCCUCAACAUCCAGAACAUAAUGCAAAAUUUCACCUGGAAGGUUGUGAACGCCAGAGAAGAAUUUCUAGAGAAGACCCUCAUGAAACUGUGCCAAGAAGAUGAGAGUCUAGCCUUUCUGACAGAGGUCCUGUAUCCUACAAUUGACGUUCUUCGAAAACACCUUGAUAUAUCCAACACCAAAUUUCUUCUGGAAAGCCUUUGGGUCAAGAUCCUUACCAUCAUGAAAGGAAUUGUCAACAGAGAAGGCACUAUGGAACCUGAAUUUUAUAAAAGGCUGCUCAGUACAUUGAGAAAGAUCUUUGUAGAUUUGACUCCUGAUUCGGAUGAAGCUUUGGAUGCGCAGUCAGCCGACACUGAAGACUACAGAACUCUGGUGGAGGACCUGACGCUCAUGGAGAAGACCCCUUUGUCACUGGUAAACUUGUAUUAUAAACUUCAAUUCGAAGAGGAAACCAAUCGAACUGACUCUGCAACAGCUUCACUGGUUAUAAGGACUUGGUUUCAAGAGACCAACAAGCUUAGCGUUCUCAUCCUUAUGGCUAAGGACAUCGUAGUGCCUCCAGAGGAGUCUCAUAAAGCACCUCUCGAAUAUUACAUAAAAGUUGAGGUUCUUUCCACUGACAACCUGUAUUCGACCGAGAAGACUCCUGUGUUGAAAGAGGAUCCUGCUACGUUUGAUAAACUGUUUGAAAUUGACUUAGGCGAAAACUGUGAUAAUGAACACGAAGGAACCCUAAUUCUAACUCUGAAAGAUCGUAACCUGACGCGCUCGGACACUUUCCUUGGGGAAUCUGUCAUUCCCUUCUCUAGCAUUCCCAUUGGGGAAUCCUAUGCCCGCAACAGGUACCUGAAUAUGUUCCUCCCAAGCGUCACCGAAGAACGACAGAAGAUUUUGCAAGUCCUAGAUAGAAGAGAUACGGAUAAGACUGCAAGCACUUUCCUGAAGAAGCUAAGAAAGCGUCAUCCAGACGCCUCCGAUCUCAUAAAAAGCUUGAAAAAUUGGUUUUAAGGAAAGUCCAGCAGGAAAAACACUAAUAAUCAGAAAUUAGUUUAUUUUGCAAUGCUAUUGAUAGAAGGUUAGCCCAAUUACGAUGCCUGUAAGUAACGCAUUUACUAGUUAAAUUGUAUUAAAUCGAGCACGUGAUGUAAUAGUGCCGUGUUUUCGAGUUUGUUAAUAAAGCUCUUAUCUCGCUCCAAGGAAUAGACGACAGUCACUUAGUGAGUGAUUCCCUAUGCCAGUACUCGAGAUCUUCCUAGGGUUUUAUAAAGCAACUAGCUUCUAGUGGGCGUGGUCUGUAUAUUAGCAUUAAGCAAAACCUUUAUGAUGGGACAAUUGUCAGAUGUUCCAGAUAUUCUAAACUACCAUGUUCCUUCUUCUGUGAUAAAUGCUUUUAGCAUCAUGUAAAUAAUAUUUAUGUAGGUGUCAGAAUGUUUACUCAACCUUUACUCCGUAUAAGCUAGUCUGAUUUGCUUUUUUGUAACAAAUAAAAAAUUUAAGUACAAACAUAGACUUAGGAAUGAAAA